AUGGGAAUGGGAGCUAAAUUACCUUUUGGAAACAUUCAGGUUGCCGUGCCGGGUUACGGCGGUGCUGGUCUGAGGGAUGAAGAAUCUUCACUCGAAUUAUUGACCAAGGCCGUUAAUCUCGGAUGUACGUUUUGGGACACUGCAUCGAUCUACGGUGCAGGUGAGAGUGAGCUGGUGAUAGGAAGGUUCUUCAAGGAGAACCCGGGGUUGAGGGAAAAGGUUUUCGUCGCUUCGAAAUGUGGGGUUGUGAGACAAAAUGACAAGAUUAUCGUCACCAAUACCAAAUCUCAUAUCGAGACGAGUCUACAAAAUACGAUAAAACGACUGGGUACUACUCCCGAUAUGUAUUACCUCCAUCGCAGAGAUCCUACCGUUUCGCUCGGAGAGAGCAUAGGAACUCUAGCUAGAUUAAGGGAUGAGGGAAAGUUUAACUAUAUAGGUUUGAGUGAAUGUAGUGCUGCUACUCUUCGUUCAGCUUGUCAAAUCACUCAUAUAGACGCACUUCAGGUCGAAUAUUCCGCCUGGUGUCUGGAUCUCGAACACAAUGAUCUCCUCUCCACCGCUCGAGAAUUAAACGUAGCCAUCAUAGCCUAUUCCCCUCUAGGUCAUGGUCUUCUAACAGGCACACUCACUUCCCCCGAUCAACUCAAACAAGGUGCACGUGCGGUUUUACCUAGAUUCGGAGAAGAAAACUUUGAAAAGAAUGUCAAUUUUGUCAAUUACAUUCGUGAUAUCGCUGGGAAGAAAGGAUGCACCUCGGGACAAUUGGCUUUAGCUUGGGUGAUAAAACAAGGGAUAAUACCCAUUCCUGGUACUCGAUCUGUAGUGCGAUUAGAAGAGAAUUGGGGUGCGGGAAUGGUUGAGAUGAGCGAUGAGGAGGAGUCCGAGAUUAGAAAGUUUGCGGAGAGUUUGGAUUUGACCGGAGAUAGGUAUUCAGAAGAUUUGAUGAAGACGGUGAAUCAAUAA
This is a messenger RNA of Tremella mesenterica DSM 1558, 966 nucleotides long. RefSeq lists its product as uncharacterized. Lineage: Eukaryota; Fungi; Basidiomycota; Tremellomycetes; Tremellales; Tremellaceae. Bases 1 to 966 code for a protein of 321 amino acids. The transcript has 5 exons. Gene Ontology annotation, cellular component: cytoplasm. The record is from RefSeq and is a predicted model, not a curated record.